ACAGGGACACAGGGACAGGAGGGACACAGGGACAGGGAUGGGGUCUGGAGGGACAGGGACACAGGGACAGGACUCCAGGACAGACAGAGACACAAGGACAGGACUCCAGGACAGACAGACAGAGACACAAGGAUGGGCAGGGACACAAGGACAGGACUCCAGGACAGACAGGGACACAAGGACAGGACUCCAGGACAGACAGAGACACAAGGACAGGACUCCAGGAUGGGCAGGGACACAAGGACAGACAGGGACACAAGGACAGGACUCCAGGACAGACAGACAGAGACACAAGGACAGACAGGGACACAAGGACAGGACUCCAGGACAGACAGGAGCCCAGGGACAGCUGCUGUGCCCCAGGAAUGAUCUCCCAGGAGGGUUUUCCAUCAGGCAGCAGCACCACGUGGGCCUGGCUGGAAGCUCUGCAGCUCUGCCAGGCUCCUCGUGCCCCCUCCCUGCUGCCAGGGGGGGUCUGCUCCCCCCAAAGAUCUCCCAGAGCAGGGAAAUAAAUUUAUUUAAUAAAUAAAUAAACCUCUGUGAAGGCUGGGGGCAGCCCUGGAGGUGCCUGGCUGUGUGGGGAAUAACAAACCAGGAAUAAUUUGGGGGUUUUUGCCUUGCCAGGGAAUGAAUCCCAGCGGAGGCAGCGCUGGGAAGGAGCCUCAGAGCAGCUGAGAGAGGCCUGAGGAGGAGCUGCUGGAGGAGGGGACACCCCACUAACUGCACCAGCCUCCUGCCCCUACUAACAAAUGUCAGCAACUCGGGAGCAGCCCAUCUUCAGCACCAGGGCCCACGUGUUCCAGAUCGACCCUGCCACCAAGAGGAACUGGAUCCCUGCCAGCAAGCACGCCCUGACCGUCUCCUACUUCUACGAUGCCACCCGCAGCGUCUACAGGAUCAUCAGCGUGGGGGGCACCAAGGCCAUCAUCAACAGCACCAUCACCCCCAACAUGACGUUCACCAAGACCUCGCAGAAGUUCGGGCAGUGGGCUGACAGCAGGGCCAACACCGUCUACGGCCUGGGCUUCGCCUCCGAGCAGCACCUGAGCCAGUUUGCAGAGAAAUUCCAGGAGGUGAAGGAGGCAGCUCGAGUGGCCAGGGAGAAAUGCCAGGAUAAAACCGAGCUCACCAACCCCGCCCUGAGCCUGCCUUCCCACCAGGUGCUGCCCAGCCCCAUCCUCAGCUCCAACGGGCCCGGGGAGGACAAACUGUUCCGCAGCCAGAGCGCGGAUGUGGAGAUCAGCACCGAGAAGGAGAGGCUGAAGAAGAUGCUCUCGGAGGGGUCGGUGAGCGAGGUGCAGUGGGAGGCCGAGUUCUUCAGCCUGCAGGACAACAACUCCCGGCUGGCGGCCGCGCUGCACGAGGCCAACGCCAGCGUGGAGCAGUGGAAGAGAGAGCUGGCAGCGUCCCGGGAGGAGACAGAGACACUGAGACAGAGGGUGGCAGAGCUGGAGGUGGCACGGGGCACCCCGGAUUCCUCCAGUGACAACAACAAGGAGGAGCUGAGCCAGAGCCUGGAGGAGCUGGAGCUGCUGCUCAAGGCUAAGGAUGAGGAGAUCCAGCUGCUGAAGAGCCAGAGGUGCGGCCGCUGGGAGGCCGAGGGCGAGCGCGAGGAGACGCUGCAGAAGAUGCAGGAGCUGGAGGCCCGGAACGCGGAGCUGGAGCAGCGGCUGCAGCUGGCAGAGCAGAGCCUGGCAGAGAGCCUGGCACACAGGGACAGGGUGCACCACGAGGUCACCAGGGUGGCAGAAAUCAUGGAUGUGAAAAUCUUCGAGCUCAGCGAGCUCAGGCAGGGCCUGGCCAAGCUGGUGGAGAGCAACUGAGCAGCAGCAGCAGAGCCC
Molecule: messenger RNA, 1841 nt
Organism: Serinus canaria (Common canary)
Lineage: Eukaryota; Metazoa; Chordata; Aves; Passeriformes; Fringillidae
Gene: BORCS8
Product: BLOC-1 related complex subunit 8
Exons: 9
Coding region: 750-1823 (357 amino acids)
Biological process (GO): G protein-coupled glutamate receptor signaling pathway; regulation of store-operated calcium entry
Cellular component (GO): plasma membrane; cytoplasm; postsynaptic density
Molecular function (GO): G protein-coupled glutamate receptor binding
Source: RefSeq, a predicted model, not a curated record